Halichondria panicea is the source of this 1235-nucleotide messenger RNA. RefSeq lists its product as uncharacterized. The record is from RefSeq and is a predicted model, not a curated record. The coding region runs from base 85 to 981 and encodes 298 amino acids. The transcript has 5 exons. Lineage: Eukaryota; Metazoa; Porifera; Demospongiae; Suberitida; Halichondriidae.
ACUUAUUGACUCCCUCCAUACCGUUCAAUCACGGACCCUCUUCUGUUUAAUGGCUCACUCAGUUUCUCCCUCUCCACUGACAAGAUGACAGAAUACAGUGUCACACUGACUGAUGAGAAUGGAAUAGAUCUCGUGUUUGAGAACAUUCCAAUCAGUACAUUUGAUGUUCAAGAAAUCCUAGUGUCUGAAUGUGGUGGUGAUAUUUGUGUGAGCAUUGAGUAUGUGGAAGGUACCCUCUCUCCCGGAGCUCUUGUCUGUGUGAUGCGUUUCAUUGAUGGAGUGUUGAAUUUUGCUAGUAUGAGAUUAGUCACUAUCCCUCGUAGCAAGAGCGAGAAUUUCACCAUACCUGUUCCUAGUGGAAGUUACAGUGUGAUAGCUUUCGAUCUGGAGAAGAAUUUUGUACCGAAAAUUCCCAUCUCAAUGGCAGCGGAUAUUAAGAAUAUGACGAUGGCCACCACUGGUGGUGAAGGAAGUAUCCGUCCCCCACAACCCAGCAUUGAGGGCAUUAGUGCAACCAAGUUACCAAGUGGAGGGGUUAAUGUGACUUGCUCUGACUCUGCCCGGAAUUGUCUAGUCUUGUUCCAAUCUGAUAGUGAUUUGGUUAGAGCGCUAUUUCGUUUUAUCAACACAUCUAAGAACUCAACUGUCGUUUUUCGGAAGGACACCUUUACUAAUGGCUAUGUGGUGGUGUACUCUUGGAAUAGUUCACAGUCCAUCUUUGAAGGGGAUGUAUCGCUCAUUAUGCAACUGGAUCCACCCACCACUGCUCCCACUACACCUCCAACGUCUGAUCCACAAACAGACCCACCUCUUCCUGAUAUGGAGUCCCUGCCAACAUCAGUUAUCGUUGCCACUAUUGUUGUCUUGGUUGUGAUCAUCACUUUGGUGAUAGUACUCAUCAUUGUUGUUGUAUUGUGUCAAGUGAAGAAAGUUAAACGAGGUGGCAAGGUGUUGCAUUCCAGGUACAAUCAUUAUCUGUAGUCGUAGCAGUAUGUGGGAAUCAAUGUGAUGGGAAUGAAUGUGGUGGCCAUGUGCUACAUACAUGAUUGUACAUGUACAAUUUACAUCAUAUAAUUUAAAAGGACACUUGCUAGCAUUCAUGCUGAUUAUGAUAUACAUUGUACAAGCAAUUCCAAUUAGGCCAUAAUAAUGACAUCUGGGUGCAUGGUCACAUUAGCGUGAUUGAAACUGGUGCUGUUUUACAACAAAUCUGUUUAACCAGAGAUACAAAAGAA